This is a messenger RNA of Aphanomyces astaci, 327 nucleotides long. RefSeq lists its product as hypothetical. Lineage: Eukaryota; Oomycota; Saprolegniomycetes; Saprolegniales; Verrucalvaceae. The transcript has 2 exons. Bases 1 to 327 code for a protein of 108 amino acids. The record is from RefSeq and is a predicted model, not a curated record.
AUGCCGUCAACGCCGUCAGAGGUGGACGUCACGCCCGGGAUAUCCGAGUUUACACCAGACCACAAGUCCAUUCGAUUCGAGACAAUGACUCGGAACGUGUGGUUGAGGCCGCUACGAGAGACGCAAAUUCACAAGAACUACAAGAAGCUGCUUGCCUUCUACGCGGAUUGUCAAGAUUUCAUGCGAAGUGGUGUGGUCACCGAAGUGCGCUACGUUGUUGGCAGCGAGAACGAUCCCGACAUCGACACACCGGGCAAGAACACGAAAGCCGAGGCCAAUGCGAUGGUGGUGUAUUGCGUGUACAUGUAUCUUUCUUAUGCAUUCUAG